Molecule: messenger RNA, 1989 nt
Organism: Girardinichthys multiradiatus
Lineage: Eukaryota; Metazoa; Chordata; Actinopteri; Cyprinodontiformes; Goodeidae
Gene: elovl8b
Product: ELOVL fatty acid elongase 8b
Exons: 8
Coding region: 270-1058 (262 amino acids)
Biological process (GO): fatty acid elongation, saturated fatty acid; sphingolipid biosynthetic process; fatty acid elongation, monounsaturated fatty acid
Cellular component (GO): endoplasmic reticulum membrane
Molecular function (GO): fatty acid elongase activity
Source: RefSeq, a predicted model, not a curated record
GGUCCCUAAACGAACCACCGGGUGUAAGAGAAGCGGGACGGCAGAGAGCCGUUGACCAAAAUCAGCCUAUCUGUGUCGGCCUGAAUCCGCGGGGCGCGAAUAUCCAACCUCCAACCUAACACUAACUUGAUCGCCGUCUUGAAUCUUUUGUGCGCUACCUUAUUUUAAACUCGCCGUUUCUUUUUCCGGUUGUUACACCAAAACUAGCCAGCGUCCAAAGGUCCUCCAGCGCUGUCACUAAGGGCCGACAUUUAAAUCCAGUUUGCAAGAUGCCUUCUGCAUGGGACAGUGUUCUCUCUGUGCACCGGUGGAUAGUGGAGAAUGGAGACAAAAGGACGGACCCCUGGCUGCUGGUCUACUCCCCCAUCCCGGUGUUGCUCAUCUUCCUGGGUUACCUCUGUGUGGUCUGGGUCGGUCCUCGUCUGAUGAAAAACCGGCAACCUGUUGACCUAAAAGCGGUUCUCAUUGUUUACAACUUUGCCAUGGUUGGCUUGUCUGCAUUCAUGUUCCAUGAGUUCCUGGUCACAUCGUGGCUCUCAAACUACAGCCUAUUCUGUCAGCCUGUGGAUUACAGCACCAGUCCGCUGGCCAUGAGGAUGGCCAUGGUUUGUUGGUGGUUUUUCUUCUCUAAGGUCAUAGAGCUCAGCGACACGCUCUUCUUCAUUUUGAGGAAGAAGAACAGUCAGCUGACCUUCCUUCAUGUUUACCAUCAUGGCACCAUGAUCUUCAACUGGUGGGCAGGAGUGAAGUAUGUAGCUGGUGGACAGUCUUUCUUCAUCGGCCUUGUGAACACCUUCGUUCACAUCGUCAUGUACUCUUAUUAUGGCCUGGCUGCCAUCGGCCCUCACAUGCAGAAGUACCUUUGGUGGAAGAGAUACCUCACCUCUCUGCAGCUGCUGCAGUUCCUUCUCUUCCUCCUUCACACUGGCUACAACCUGUUCACCGAGUGCGACUUCCCAGACUCUAUGAACAUAGUGGUGUUCGGUUACUGCAUCACCCUCAUCAUCCUCUUCAGUAACUUCUAUUAUCAGAGCUACUUCCACAAGAAGCAGAAAUGAGGCAACAUCAAAACUCUCCGGCUUUUUCAGGAAGUGCUGACGUGAUGGGGUAACCUAGCGUCACCAGUAGAGAGCUGCAGUUGUUUUCCCAUCCACUAGAGGGCACCACGUACCCACAAAUUUGAAGGGUUUUUCCUCAGUGCGCAAUUACAUUCACAAACAAUGUGAACUGGUUGAAUCCUCACUGUGAUUUUUAUUUUCUUAAAUGACACUCAAAUGGUUGUUGUAAACAAACUGUACAUUUUAUACACAUAAUAAUAUUAUUAUUAAUAAUAAUAAUAAUAAUAAUAAUAGGAGGCUGGUUGUCUCUGAAGUAUUACAGGACUAAUGAGCCAGAAAACUCCAUUAGAGAUAAAUUCAAAGGCAGAAUAAAACACUUCACACUUACAGAAAUGCAACUUUUUUUCCACUGAUAAAAACAUCACAGCAAAAUAGCAUAUUUUACACUUCACAAAUAAUGGAAGAUGUAGAUUACGGAAAAAACUAUUAUUUUCAGAUGUCGUGCACAUCUUGGUGUUUAUUUAAAAUUCAUACAUGAAAACCAAGGACAGAGUCUGAUUCUGCUGUAAUUAGCACCAACAUCAAAUUCUGUUAAGGAUGAGAUGAUUGUCUAUGUGAAUGUAUGUUUAAAAUUUCCCUCUUUAGUGUUGAAAUGUCUGUGAACCAUAUGGUUCACGUGGCUUUCACUGAUGCAGCUGAAAAUGUACCAUUAAAAAAAAAAAAAUGUAUAUAUAUAUAUAUAUAUAUGCAUUUUAUUUUGCUAGACAUUGUCAAGUUUAUUGCAAGGUAAGAUUAAAUUGGCUGAGCUGCCUUUGAAAACCGGUUUAACAGCAAGUUGAGGACGAAUUGUUUCUUUGCAACUAUUAUCACUUAAUCACAGUUACAGUACCCCACAAAAGUGUCAGUACCCAAUAAACAUUUUUUAAUUUUA